CUCGAGAAGACGGAAGUAUAAAGUUAGAAAAGAGAACAAGAGUGUUCUGUUUCCUCCUUCCUUCUUCUCGUUUCCUUUCUACAAACCCAAAGCGAAGGCAGAUCUUUUGGAUUCAAAUGGCGACGACUAACGGAGCGAAGAAGAGUCAGUCGUCGAAGAUGGGCCCUAAGGUUUUGUUUUAUUCCUUACUCCUCACGCUUCAGUACGGAGCCCAGCCCCUCAUCUCCAAACGCUGCAUCGGGAAGGAGGUUAUUGUAACUUCAUCUGUUUUGACAUGCGAGAUUGUUAAGGUUGUAUGUGCUCUGGUUCUCAUGGCAAGAGAUGGUAGUUUGAAAGGGUUAGCAAAAGAGUGGACGUUGAUGGGAUCCUUGACUGCAUCUGGACUUCCUGCUGCCAUAUAUGCUCUUCAGAACAGUUUGCUUCAGAUCUCCUACCGCAGUCUUGACUCCUUGACUUUUUCUAUUCUCAAUCAGACCAAAAUCUUUUUCACUGCCUUCUUCACUUUCAUCAUACUUAGGCAGAAGCAAUCAGUUCAACAAAUAGGAGCUUUGUGUUUACUUAUCAUGGCAGCAGUCCUUCUAAGUGUUGGUGAAGGGUCUAACAAGACUUCUUCAAGUGGCAUUAAUCCGGAGCAGGUGCUGUUUUCUGGAAUCAUCCCGGUCUUGGUAGCCUCUGUGCUCUCUGGUUUAGCCUCUUCUCUCUGUCAAUGGGCUUCUCAGGUCAAGAAGCAUUCAUCGUACUUGAUGACAGUAGAAAUGUCUAUUGUUGGAAGCCUCUGCAUGUUAGUAAGUACCCUUAAGUCUCCAGAUGGCGAAGCGAUCAAAAGACAUGGCUUCUUUCAUGGUUGGACUGCUUUAACCAUGGUCCCAGUUAUAAGCAAUGCUCUCGGUGGGAUUCUCGUUGGCCUUGUUACAUCACAUGCCGGUGGUGUAAGAAAGGGAUUUGUGAUUGUCUCGGCGUUACUUGUCACCGCUCUGCUGCAGUUUGCGUUUGAAGGAAAACCGCCGUCAUCGUAUUGCCUCGUAGCUCUUCCUCUCGUGAUCAGUAGCAUCUCAUUGUACCAGAAAUAUCCAUACCUGGACAAGAAGAAGAAGAAGGUCUAAGAACCUUACAUCUUCUCAGAUUCACAGGGGUAGCUGCUAAGUUCAACUGCUAAAUAUCUAGGUGAUAGUGAUUCUUGGACCAUUCAGAAGAAUUUGUAUUAUUACAUUGAUAGAGGGUAAUACAUGGAAUGAGUCCUGUAAUGAUCUGAUUCUGAAUCCAUGUUAAUGAGUUUUAUUUUAUCCAAACUUUAGCUCUUGA
Molecule: messenger RNA, 1302 nt
Organism: Raphanus sativus (radish)
Lineage: Eukaryota; Viridiplantae; Streptophyta; Magnoliopsida; Brassicales; Brassicaceae
Product: UDP-N-acetylglucosamine transporter ROCK1
Exons: 6
Coding region: 117-1103 (328 amino acids)
Biological process (GO): pyrimidine nucleotide-sugar transmembrane transport
Cellular component (GO): Golgi membrane
Molecular function (GO): pyrimidine nucleotide-sugar transmembrane transporter activity
Source: RefSeq, a predicted model, not a curated record